Pelobates fuscus (common spadefoot toad) is the source of this 3745-nucleotide messenger RNA. It is a transcript of the gene ADCY7, whose product is annotated as adenylate cyclase 7. The coding region runs from base 268 to 3504 and encodes 1078 amino acids. Lineage: Eukaryota; Metazoa; Chordata; Amphibia; Anura; Pelobatidae. Gene Ontology annotation, molecular function: adenylate cyclase activity. Gene Ontology annotation, cellular component: plasma membrane. The transcript is spliced from 25 exons. Gene Ontology annotation, biological process: adenylate cyclase-activating G protein-coupled receptor signaling pathway; intracellular signal transduction; adenylate cyclase-inhibiting G protein-coupled receptor signaling pathway. The record is from RefSeq and is a predicted model, not a curated record.
CAGAACAAAAAGGAGUCACCGAAGGUCCCACUGUGAGAUGCUGUCUGGAAAAAUAGCUAUCCUUCUGUUCCAUCUGACAGGCUAUCACCCAGGCACAGCAAUGCUUGCUAGCAGCCUUAGAUAAGCUGCACAUGUUUUUGGGAGGAGGGACCUGGGCUCCUUACCUUACCCCAGCUGCAGACUUCUCACAGCGGAUGCAGGCUUGCAAUGUGAAUCAGACAGACUAGCCACACCAGCUAGGGGAUACAACAAGCUUGGAUCUGUCCUAUGUACUGUGAAAUCUGGGAAAGCAGGAAGGGGGAGAAACCAGACUGGAUUAAAAUGCCAUCCAAGAGGAAGUAUUUUAUUAACGACAGUGAGGACUGGGUUAUUACGCAUUCACUUUACGAAAAGUACCAGUGCAUUAGCCAACACUACCCACUUCUACUCAUUUUACUUUUUGUAGUGGGAUCAGCUUGUGUGACUCUCAUCGCGCUCUUCUUCGCAACAGGCCAAGUGCCUUCACAACAUCUUGCAUUAUUAAUCAUUGUGUUUUUGGCAUUGGGGAUAUUCUGCGUUCUCUUCGUGCUGGUAUACACCGAAUAUUUCGUACAGAAAUGGCUACAAGUAUUUUCACUGGUGAUUUAUGCAUGCCUCCUUGCCAUUGGAUAUGUCCUAAUUUGUGACAAAGGCAUUCAACCAUGGGAUCAGGUGCCCUUCUUCCUGUUCAUUACUUUCUCUGUGUACACCACACUUCCCUUGGGAAUGCGAGCAUGUCUGAUUGUCAGUAUUGUGUGCGGAACAUCCCACAUCAUUGUCAUUAGUAUUCUGUUGUCCGGUGAACGUCCCGAUUCCUUUGCCUUUCAGCUCAUCGCAAAUGCCAUUAUCUUCCUUUGUGGGAAUCUCAUGGGCGCUUUUCACAAAUAUCACAUGCAGGACGCUUCGCGUGAUUUGUACAGUUACACAGUGAAAUGUAUCCGGACCAAAAUGAAAUUGGAGCUAAAAAAGAGGCAGCAGGAGAGUCUGCUGUUAUCUGUGCUCCCAGUCUAUAUUUCGAUGGAGAUGAAACUAGCUAUUCAAGACCGGCUGAAGGAAAACUAUGACAAUCGGCAGCCGGACAAGAACUUUCACAGCUUGUAUGUGAAACGACACCAAAAUGUCAGCAUUCUGUAUGCAGAUAUUGUGGGAUUUACAAGGCUUGCCAGUGACUGCUCUCCCAAGGAAUUAGUGGUGAUGUUAAAUGAACUCUUUGGGAAGUUUGACCAGAUAGCAAAGGAAAAUGAAUGCAUGAGGAUAAAAAUUUUGGGAGACUGCUAUUACUGUGUAUCUGGUCUCCCUGUGUCUUUACCCAACAAUGCCAAGAAUUGUGUGAAGAUGGGGCUUGAUAUGUGUAAUGCAAUAAAGAAAGUAAGAGAAGCUACUGGCGCUGAUAUUAACAUGAGGGUGGGAGUACAUUCUGGACACGUACUCUGCGGUGUCAUCGGAUUAAGAAAGUGGCAGUUCGAUGUGUGGUCACACGAUGUCUCUUUGGCCAAUCGCAUGGAAUCUGCAGGAGUUCCAGGUCGUGUACACAUCACAGAAGCAACAUUAAAACAUCUGAAUGGAGCAUAUAAAGUAGAAGAAGGACAUGGUGAGGAAAGAGAUCCCUAUCUUAAAGAAAUGAACAUCAAGACUUACCUGAUCAUUGAUCCAAAGUCCAUGGAACGUCGCAGUCAAAACAAUCACAUCUCCAGACCGAGAGUGAACGAUGGUCUAAAGGUCAGACCAUCUGUAAGGAUGACUCGCUAUCUUGAGUCUUGGGGUGCAGCUAGACCCUUCUCCCACUUUGACCAUAGCGAGAACACAAGUUCUGAGAUGUUGGUCCCAAACGGAAAACCAAAGCCGGAAAUACCACUCCAGGGUGUCGGACGUCUAGCUAACACAGACCGGAAUAGCUCUCAGAAAAAGAAUCAAGAAGAAGAACUUCAUGAGCGAAUGAUGGACACCAUUGAUGGGCUCAGUUCUGCCAAACCGUGGUUUGGGAAAUCUGAUGACUUUUAUGUGUUCCUGCUCUUUUUUACUGCUGAUGGAUUGGAAAAAGAGUACCGCACGAUCAGAAUUCCAAAGAUCCGCAACUACUUCCUGUGUGCAGCUCUGGUCUUCCUUUGUAUAUUUCUGAUCCAAAUUCUGGUGAUGCCCAGGAGCUUAAAAUUGGGCGUCUCUUUUGGAGUGGUUUCAUUGCUGAUGUUCUUUAUUGUUCUCAUGUGCUAUGCAGAUAAGUGUGUGCAUUUGUGUGAUACAUCCAUCUCACGCGCUCUGUGUUCAGUGAUGGAGAAAGUUGAGACAUAUCCUUUGCUGAGAGUCCCACUCGCUACGCUAACUAUAGGAGUCCUGUUGGUAAUUGCCAUAAUCAAUCUGCCUCUUGAUCAGACAAUCCUAAACUGUAAUGACACCCUUCUGAAUACAGACUCUGGGUGUCAGAGUAUCCCAUAUUACAUUUACUGCUGUAUCUUGGCAUUCAUCGCUUGCUCUGUGUUCCUGCGGAUGAGCUUUGAGCUAAAGAUAAUCCUCCUGUCGGUUGCUUUCAUCGUCUACAACAUCAUCAUCUUUCACACACAUCCCAGCCUGUUCAAGAGCAAUUUAAAUGUAAACGGCAGUUUACCUGGAAUCUUGAAAGAUCUACAGACAAUGUCCUGUUUUUAUUUGUCCCUCUUCUUUUUAACAUUGGUUUUACUGGCAAGGCAGGUAGACUAUUACUCCAGGUUGGACUGUUUGUGGAAGAAGAAAUUCAGGGAAGAAGACGAGGAAAUUGAAACAAUGGAAAAUCUGAAUCGUCUUCUUCUAGAGAAUGUUCUCCCGGCCCACGUGGCUGCAUAUUUCAUUGGUGACAACAAGAUGAAUGAGGACUUAUACCAUCAGUCAUAUAACUGUGUCUGUGUCAUGUUUGCCUCAGUGCCGGAGUUUAAAGUUUUUUACACAGAAUGUGAUGUCAACAAGGAAGGCCUUGAGUGUCUGCGACUCCUGAAUGAGAUAAUAGCCGAUUUUGACGAGCUAUUAAUGAAACCCAAAUUUAGCGGCGUUGAGAAGAUUAAGACCAUAGGAAGCACUUACAUGGCAGCAGCUGGCCUCACCGCGACCCCAGAACAAGAAAAUAAUCAGGACCAGGAAAGGCAAAAUGCUCAGAUAGGAAUAAUUGUAGAAUAUGCCAUGGCCUUAAUGUUGAAACUUGAUGGCAUAAACAGACAUUCCUUUAAUAACUUUCGACUGCGUGUUGGCAUAAACCAUGGACCAGUCAUAGCUGGAGUAAUUGGAGCAAAGAAGCCUCAAUAUGAUAUAUGGGGAAAUACAGUGAAUGUUGCUAGCCGCAUGGAAACCACCGGGGAGCUUGGAAAGAUUCAGACAACAGAAGAAACAUGCCGCAUCUUAGAAGGCUUGGGGUAUGCCUGUGAAUGCAGAGGACUUAUCAAUGUCAAAGGAAAGGGAGAACUCAGGACAUAUUUUGUAUGUACAGACAUGGCCAAAUCCCAGACCACUGGCAUGAAUUAACCUGGUUUUAUCUGCUGCCUAAUUUUACAUGAAGAAAUCGAAUUGGACCAUUUCCGAUGCCACUGGCAAAUAGUAUUUAUUUGGUGGAGAAUCCUGUACAGGAUACAUAGGACUGGUUUACAAAGGUGACCUCUCUGUCUUACGCCAAGAAGACAGUAUUUCUGAAAGAAAUUAAGUUUAGUUGUGAAGAAGUAAAUACCAGGCAGUGUUUCAAGCUCUACAUUUAAAAAACAAAAACAAA